AUGGAUCCCUCGGAUUCUGACGCUUUUGGCUCGGUUACCUUUAUAUGGAGGAUGCUGGGCCUGCCACAGGAUGCACUCAACUCACUACACGUACCUUUGGAUGUCGAAUGCUUGCCAUCCUCCUUCAAGGUCGACGUCCUCGCACAAUCUACCAUCGCAUCGUCUGCGCUUGCUGCAGCUCUCUUUUGGUCCGUUCGGAAUGCUUCUCCGAUUCCUCAGGUUACAGUUCCAGCUGAGCACGCAUGCGUCGAGUUCAAAUCUGAGCGAUUGUAUGCUGUCAAUGGAAAGUCUGCAUUCCCACCUUGGGACUCUAUUGGUGGGUUUCAUAAAACAGCUGAUGGAUAUGUGAGAAUACAUGAUUCUUUUCCAAAUCAUCGUUGGAAUGCACUACAUGUCCUAGGACUUCCACUAGACGCAUCGAAGGAAGAGGUGGCUCAAAAAGUGCUGCAAUGGAGAGCUGUGGAACUGGAGGCCGAGGCUUUGCGCUGCGGAGCUGUCAUCGCUGCGCUAAGGUCUCUCGAGCAAUGGGACGCGUUAGCCCAAGCCAGGGCUAUUGCAGACUUCCCAAUCCUCAUGAAGCGAAUUGCAAAGUCUGAGUCGUAUAUGCCACCGACACCGAUAACAAAGGCAGUAAACAAGUGCCUUCAAGGUGUCCGCGUCGUAGAAAUGAGCCGAGUCAUAGCUGCGCCAGUCGCUGGAAAGACGUUAGCCGCGCACGGGGCCGACGUCAUCUGGAUCACAUCACCAUCCCUACCUGAUCUUCCUGAUCUCGACAUCGAUUUAUCCCGCGGCAAGCGCACGGUGCAAGUCGAUGUCAAAAAGGCUGAACAUAAGGCCAAGUUACUAGAUCUGCUCUCCACGGCCGACGUCUUUCUCCAGAGCUAUCGUCCUGGAAGCCUUGCUGCACAAGGUCUCUCCGCGGAAGAAUUGACAAACGCAAACCCAAAGCUGAUCGUUGCAAAUCUCAGUGCUUAUGGCCCUGAUGGUCCUUGGUCGAAGAAUCGCGGGUUUGACUCACUUGUGCAGACGUGCUCUGGUAUCAAUGUGGCAGAGGCCGAGCGCUAUGACGCCGACGAACCAAUGCGUGUCUUACCCUGUCAAGCGUUCGAUCAUGGUGCUGGUUAUCUUCUAGCAACUGGGAUCAUAGCUGCGUUAUACAAGCGUGCCAUUGAUGGAGGCGCCUAUGAGAUCAAUGUAUCGUUGGCUGGUGUCAUGAAAUAUAUGCGGUCUUUGGGCCGAUACGAUAGCAAAACUGGGUUUGAGCGUAAAGACUUCAAGAAGCCAGAGGACGUGAAACAGUAUCUGGAGCUGCGGCAAACGCAUUUCGGGAGUCUAGAAGCAGUAAAACAUGCCGCUCACAUUGAGGGCCUGUCAGUCGGGUGGGACAUCAUGCCAAAACAGUUGGGUAGUGAUACGGCGUGUUGGCGCUGA
This is a messenger RNA of Alternaria atra, 1431 nucleotides long. RefSeq lists its product as uncharacterized. Gene Ontology annotation, molecular function: catalytic activity. The transcript has a single exon. Lineage: Eukaryota; Fungi; Ascomycota; Dothideomycetes; Pleosporales; Pleosporaceae. The record is from RefSeq and is a predicted model, not a curated record. Bases 1 to 1431 code for a protein of 476 amino acids.